CCGGUCGCGCCAGGUCGGUCUGUCGGUUGAUUUGUUGGUAGAUCGGUUGGCCGGUCGGUUGAACCGUGUCUUGUGCAAACUCGUUCGCAUCCAGCCGGCGCCGAACUGUUCUGCAGUCCUAGCAGCCGCUGGCGGGAAAAGAGAGAGAGAGAGAGAGAGAGAGAGAGAGAGAGAGAGAUGUGAGGGUCGGUUGAUCUGUUGGCCUCCCUUCAUUCUGCCUGCUCUGCUGUUGGAGCUCGGACGUCUGGUGCUGAGACACGUUUCGGAGAUCCACACACAUACACACACACACACACACAGAGAGAGAGAGAGAGAGAGAGAGAGAGAGAGAGAGAGAGAGAGAGAGAGAGAGAGAGAGAGAGAGAGAGAGAGAGAGAGAGAGAGAGAGAGAGAGAGAGAGAGAGAGAGAGAGAGAGAGAGAGAGAGAGAGAGAGAGAGAGAGCAAGGAAGACAGGGGGAGGGGAAGAGGUUGGUGACGGUGCAAAGCAGGAAAUCAUGAUCCCCAUUAGCCACUUGGACCAACAUGCAAGGAAAUUAUUGGAGCCCGAGCUGUCUAUGGAAAAGCGCCACCAGUUGGCGACAGAGGUUCGGGACAGCAUAGAGAUAGUGCACACAUCGGAAUACCCCAACUUUCUGAAGAGCUUCUUCAAUGUAUUUUAUGCUCUGCUGAGACAUCAGACUCAGCCUCUGUAUACAGAAACGCACGAGCACAAGCUGCGAAAUGUCGUGCUCGAAAUUCUUCAUCGCCUCCCCCACAGCGAGGUUCUGCGACCUUACGUUGGAGAUCUUCUCAAGCUCUCGAUGCAUGUCCUCGCACAUGACAACGAAGAAAAUGGGCUCAUCUGUCUGCGCAUCAUCAUGGACCUCCACAAGAACUUUAGGAGUCAAUUGGAAUCAGAAGUGCAGCCGUUUCUUGAUUUCGUUGUCAAGAUUUAUCAGAAUUUCAAAUCAACCGUUGCCUAUUUCUUCGAGGACCAAGCUGUGGGAGAUGCACAAAUGGGUGGAGGGGGCCAGACCCAGAGCUUAUCGGGACUCUCCCAUGGGUCUAGAGACACACAGAUGACAGCAAGUGGGCCAAGCCAGAGAGGACCGGUUGCCGGGCAGCUAAAUCCCAGCACACGAUCGUUCAAGGUGGUAAACGAGUGCCCGCUGAUAGUCAUGUUUCUCUUUCAGUGCUACCAGGCAUACAUGCAGCCCAACAUACCAAAGCUUCUGCCAUCGAUGGUCAGUGCAAUUGCGAUAUCGGGACCGACAACUGUUCUUCCAGAUCUCAAGCAGACAUACUCGGACAUGAAAGCCGCCCAAGUAAAGACUGUCUCAUUUCUGACAUAUCUUCUGAAGUCGUUCACGGAGUACAUAAAGCAGCACCAGGAUAGCAUUUGUAAGAGUAUCGUGAAUCUUCUUGUCACCUGCCCCGAUAAUGUGUUGAUUAGAAAGGAGCUGUUGGUAGCCAUAAAACAUGUGCUGAGCACAGAGUUCCGCCAAGGUUUCUAUAGCCACAUCGAUACGCUGUUGGAAGAAAGAGUAUUAGUUGGAACUGGGCGGGCGUGCUUUGAGACCUUGCGGCCGCUGGCUUAUAACCUUCUGGCAGAGUUGAUUCACUAUGUGCGAAGCGAUCUCUCUUUCCCACAGCUUUCACGAAUCGUGUAUAUCUUCUCGCGGAAUGUCCAUGACUCCUCGCUUCCCGUUAGUGUGCAGACCACAUGUGUGCGCCUUAUGCUUGUUCUGGUAGAGGCAAUUUUCCGGCGUGACCAUCAAAACCAAAAGGGGGACUAUCGGUUUCUUUUGGUUCGCAUAUUAGAUGCAUUUGUCAGCAAGUUUGGAACUAUCCGACGAAAUAUUCCUCAAAUUCUCCAAGCAGCAGAGGCAACAGGAGAUCUGGAAAGGGUCAGCUUGAAGGCGAGAUUGGAGCUGCCCGUACAGGCUGCGUUAAAUCUACAGGCCCCACUGGAACCGGCAAAAGAGCUGACCGAUUGCAAGCAUCUUAUCAAGACACUGGUCUUGGGGAUGAGGACAUUAGUGUGGAGCAUCACAAACUUCAACCAAUCGUCUCCGGUGCAGAUCACCCCAGGGCAGCAAGGCAUUGUGGCACCUGCCCUGAAAGGAAUGAAGGAAGAUGAGGUCAUACUUACGUCUGGGCUGCUAAGGAGUGGCAUUCACUGCCUGGCGCUUUUCAAGGAUAAAGGGGAUGAGGAUAUCUUCAAGCUCUUUGCCAUCGUGUUCACGUCAAUGGAACCGAGGAACUUCAUGGACAUCUUUUGUCUGAACAUGUCCGGACUGUUUGACUGCAUGGUGACAGAUAACCAGCUCCUGCUCGUAUUUGCUGCACUUCUGCAGGACCAGAAAACGUGUCAGAAGACGCGCAGACAUUUCUGUGAUGUGUUAGUGAAUUUUCUCGUGUCAUCAAAGAUGUCAGCGCUCGCCCAGGUGGAUAGCCCGGAGGCAAAGCUUGUCUUGCAGAUGUUCACGCACGUGUUUGCUGCCCUGGGAAAGUUUCCGAUGGAGUGUGAACCGGUGCUUCGGCCGCACUUGGCAACGAUCAUGGAUGUAUGCCUAAAGAGUUCGUCAGAGCUGGAUCGUCCGCUUGGCUACAUGCUACUCUUGCAGAUCAUGUUUCGAGCUUUGGCGAGUGGAGCCUAUGAGAUGGUGAGGGAGUUCUCGGCAAUGCUCCAGUCAUGUCUGAAUAGCUUGCUAGCGAUGCUCGACGGACCAAGUGGCCACGAGAUGAAAGAUGUUUUGGUUGAGCUGUGCUUGACAAUGCCUGCAAAGUUGUCGUCACUACUGGCGCAUUUGCCACGACUCAUGCGGCCAUUGGUUAUGGCUCUGAAAGGGAACGAGGAACUAGUUAGUCUGGGAUUGAGGACGAUGGAGUUCUGGGUAGAUUCGCUGCGGCCAGAAUUCCUUGAGCCGAAUAUGACCCAUGUUAUGCCAGACCUGAUCCUGACAUUAUGGGGCCACUUACGGCCGAAGCCGUACCCUUUUGGGACGAAGGCGCUUCAGCUGCUGGGAAAACUGGGUGGGAAAAACCGUCGAUUCCUGAAGGAGCCAAUCGAACUCGAGUGUAAGGACAAUCCUGAGCAUGGACUUCGCCUGAUCCUCACAUUUGAGCCGAGCACUUCGUUUCUCGUCCCAAUGGAUCGCUGCAUUUAUCUUGCUAGAUCUGCAGUCAUGUCACCUCCGCCUGGAAUGGAAGCUUAUUAUCGCAAGAAUGCUCUCAAGUUUCUCCGAGUUUGCCUUGCUUCUCUGCUUAAUCUGAAAGGCAACAUGUCGCCAGAUGGCGUCUCUAGUGGGCAGCUGAGCACCGUGCUGAUGUCUUCUGUAGAUCCACAUCUAAGGCGGAUGGAGGGCCCUAGCCUGAAUGUUGAUUUAGGUGUGAAGACAAAGACGCAACUCAUGGCGGAACGGAGUAUUUUCAAGCUGCUCCUCACAACAGUGAUAGCUGCCAAUGCAGAAGCUGACCUCAUUGAACCAGGGGAUGACUUUGUAACGAGCGUAUGCCGUCACUUUGCCAUGUUGUUCUCGGUUGAAGCUUCUGCACCUCCCCGAAUGGCGAACAGUGCUGCAGGAGGCCAUCCGCAAGGAACACCAAGCAGCAAUGGGUCCUGUGCACCGAAUGUGUUGAGUGGUGGAGCAGGAGCAGUUCGGCAGCGUAAUCGUCAGCUGACUAAUUUGAAGGAGUUGGACCCUCUCAUAUUUCUGGAUGCCUUGGUGGCAGUGCUUGGAGAUGAAAAACGUGCACAUGCGAAGGCGGCCCUCACAGGUCUCAAUAUUUUUGCGGAAACCUUGCUUUGCAUUGCCAGAGCAAAGCAGGCUGGCGGAAGUCUGAGCGGUUCGGUGGUCCUAACGCCUCGAGGAGGAGGAUCUGUACCAGGAACCCCAACCCCAAUCAUGGUGUCCAGCCCAUCAAUGAAUCCUGUAUACUUGUUGCCGCCGGGGCUUCGCAUCCCAGUCUUUGAGCACCUUAUACCUCGUUUGCUGCAUGCUUGUUAUGGUGCAACGUGGCAGGCGCAAAUGGGAGGAGUUGUUGGGCUUGGGGCUCUUGUAGGGAAAGUACCUGUGGAUACGCUAUGCGUGUUUCAAGUGAAGGCUGUUGUGGCUCUCAUCUUUGUGCUCAAGAAGCUUCCGCACCAUGCAAUCAAGGAGCAGGAGGAGACCAGUCAGGUUUUGCGUCAGGUUUUACGAGUGGUCAAUAAUGCAGAUGACAGCAACAAUGAGCAACGGAGACAGAGCUUCCAAGGAGUGUUGGAGGUAUUGGCAGCAGAGUUUUUCAAUCCAGCAGCAUCACAAAGCGUCAGGAAGAAUGUGCAAUCAGCCCUCAGCCUCCUUGCGAGUCGAACAGGCAGUGAGGUCUCAGAGUUGCUGGAACCUGUGCAUGUGCGCUUAGUUCAGCCUCUCCUGACUCGCCCUUUGAAGCCCAAGCCCAUUGAACAGCAGGUUGGAACAGUGAUGGCCCUAAAGGAGGGUCUUGCUUUGCGUCCGCCUCUCUUGAGGAUCACCCAAGACCUUUUGCUGCAGCUACAAGAUGUAUUGGACUUCGCUGAGUCCGAAGGUGACAGUGGUGUGCAGGGUGGAAAGUAUGUUAAUCCGAAAAUGGUCUCUGUUCUCACAAGAAGACGGACUGUUUCCAUUGAGCUAUUGUGUACCACAAUGGCCUUGGCUGAUAUCAAGGCACCUCAAUACAAUGACCUGCGUUCCAAGAUCAUUUCCAUGUUGUUCAGGUCCCUCACUAGCCGCACGCAGGAGAUUGUCCCUGUCGCCAAAGAAGGUUUGCGGCAGGUCAUCAACUACAAGUUGCUGUCCAAGGAACUGAUGCAGAACAGUUUGAGACCUAUUCUGGUGAAUCUGGCACAAUGUAAGAAUUUGACGCUUCCACUGCUUCAGGGUCUGGCAAGGUUACUUGAGCUCUUGUCUGUGUGGUUCAGCGUGCAGCUUGGCGAGAAGCUGAUGGACCACCUGAAGAAGUGGCUGGAACCGGAAAAGCUAGCGCAGACUCAGAAAUCGUGGAAGCCUGGAGAAGAGGCUAAGAUUGCCGCAGGGAUCAUUGAGCUGUUCCAUUUGCUACCCCCUCAGGCGUCGAAAUUCUUGGACCAGCUCGUGUCACUCACUAUCAGUCUGGAAGCCGCUCUUCCGCCAGGGACAAUUGACAGCGAUUUGAAUUCUCCAUAUCGUGUCCCCUUGACAAAGUUCCUUAAUAAAUAUCCAAGUGAUGCUGUUGACUACUUCCUUGCCCGUCUUGAAUAUCCGGAGUUUUUCCGCAGGUUUCUGGACAUCAUUCGCUCUGAUGAUGGGAAAGAGCUGCGGGAAGAGCUUGCACGGUCACCAGGAAAGAUUAUCAUGCAUGCAUUCCCUCAACUGCAAGCAGGGGCUAUGCUGGAUGAGACAAUGGCUGGUGGCAUGAUGGGAGGGCCACUAGGGAGUCCAACAGGCAGCUCGACAAUGGGACUUCCAAACUUAAUGGCUGAUGGGCUUCUGGGCAUGACAGGUGGUCCAGGAGCGGUUUCUGCAGCUGCUGGAAUUGCUCAUGAAUCCCAGUUUCAAGGGAUUGCUCUCAUCACCACACUGGUGAAGUUAAUGCCUGAGUGGCUCUGCUGCAAUCGGGAUGUCUUUCAGGCUCUUGUCAGACUGUGGCGAAUGCCUGGCAGAAUGGUGCGGCUUAGAAAUGAGGAGAGGUUACUUCUGAACCAGGUGAAGGAGAGUAAAAGGCUGAUCAAGUGUUUCUUGAAUUAUUUGCGUCACGACAAGAAAGAAGUGGAUGUCUUGUUUGACAUGCUGUCAAUAUUCUUGGUCCGCACACGGAUCGACUACACGUUCUUGAGAGAGUUCUACAUGAUUGAGGUUGCAGAAGGAUACUCACCAGCAAAGAAGAGAGAGGUCCUUGAAAGGUUUUUGUUCCUUUUCCAGAAAAAGGCGCUUCCACAAGACCAGUUGGUGAUUGCACUUCAGAUGUUGAUCAUACCGAUGCUUACUCAUGCCUUCAAGGCAAGCCAAGAGCUCAUGAAGCAAUUGAAGACUGCAGACCCUGAGGUCAUCAAGGAUUCCAAAGUUGUCAAUCCUGAACUUAUCAAGACCAUAGUGGACCAGCUUCUGGACCCACCAGGAGAGGCAAGCAAGGAGUACGAGGAGCCACUUCACAUUGAGCUUCUGCAGCUAGCCACUCUUCUUAUCCGACAUUUGCCGGAAAGCUUAAUGAAUCACCGCAAGGAGCUUAUAAAGUUUGGCUGGACGCACCUAAAGCGGGAGGAAGGUGUGACGAAGCAGUGGGCAUUUGUGAAUGUCUGCCACUUCCUCGAUCAAUAUCAAGCGCCGGAGAAAAUCAUCCUGCAGGUUUUUGUUGCGCUUCUACGUCAUUGCCAGGCCGAGAGCCGAGUCCUGGUUAAGCAAGCAUUGGACAUUCUUAUGCCUGCGCUUCCAAAGCGGUUGCCUCCUGGAGAAUCAAAAGUACCAAAUUGGAUCCGGUAUACAAAGAAGAUUUUGCUGGAAGAGGGGCACUCGCUUCCACAUCUGAUCCAUAUCUUCCAGCUUCUAGUACGCCACUCAGAUUUGUUCUAUGCGAGCCGUGCACAGUUUGUGCCACAGAUGGUUAACUCCCUGAGCAGGCUUGGGCUUCCAUCAAAUAGCCCACCAGAGAGCCGGAAACUAGCAAUCGAUCUUGCAGGUCUUGUGGUCGAGUGGGAGAGAAAGCGACAGGAUGAAGCACGUGCAAGAGCAGAGGCAAGGGCUGCCCUUGAAGCUGCUGCAGGAGAUUUUGGUAAUCAAGCAGCUGUGGCAUUUGGUAGCGUUAUCACUGCAGGCGAGGUCAGUGAAGGGAGCAAUCUUCCAGAUGGCUCGGGUUUUGGAGGUGGCGGUGCUAUGAGUGAGGGAGGAGGAAUGGGUGGGAUGGGCAUGGGGGUGGUGGGGAAAAGGACAGCUUCAACAGCUGGUAUGCCAGAUGAGAUGGCAAAGCGGCAGAAGAUGGAGGUGGGAACACCUCCAUCCAUGGCGGGUGCUGUUCCGACACCAGGGAUGAUGGGCAUGGCUAGCAGUGCAGUAGGAAUGCCGAUUUCAUCUUCUGAAGUGUCGUCGGCAAACGGAGUUGGAGUAGCAGCUGGAAUUGGGAGAGCGGUUGUCUCAACGGCCGGAACAGUGCCUGGAUUGGUGGGGAAUCCUGGCAAUCAGACUAGCAUGAGACCUGUGACCACGGUUGGUGGGAGUGUCGGAAGUACCACGAGCAUGGUAUUGAGCCCAGAGGAGGAAUUCCGUCCAAAUUCAGCCAUGGAGGAAAUGAUCAUCAACUUCUUAAUGCGGGUCGCUUUUGUCACAGAGCAAAAGGAUAAGGAAAUGCAGCAGUUAUAUAAACAUACUCUUGAGCUUCUUGGUGAGGCGCUCGAGGUUUGGCCAAAUGUGCAGGUCAAAUUCAACUACUUGGAGAAGCUUUUGGCAGUGCCCAUGAAAAAUGGGAGUGCGGAUGCUGCACUUGUCACCGGCCUGGAUGUUCUUAACAAAAUCUUGGAGAAGCAGGCAAAGCUUUUCAUGCAGAAUAAUGCUCAAGUGAUCAUUCAGGUUCUGGAGCCGUGCUUUGCAAGCAAGAGUGAAGAUAUUGUGAAGUCCUUGUGCUCAGUUGUAAAGAAAGUCUACGACGUGUUCCCUGAUACUUCCGUGGGCCCGGUGGCUAAAUUGGAUAGCCACGAUGAACCACCACCCAGCCAGAUGCCCGAGGAAAGUGUGAAGAAUAAGAAUGAUGCGAUCACAGACCCAAGCUCCACUCUGCCGAACACCACUCCGCCGCCGCCAGAGGUCAAGAUUGUGCAUGAAAAAGUAGAGGAGCUAUUACAGAAACAUGUGAAUCAACUUGGGACGGCCACAGCCCAGGCUCCUGCAUCGGGUGCAGAUGGGUCUGGUGCAACGAACCUUGUGACUGCAUGUACACUCCACGUUUUGCAAACAUUGGCAGAGAGCAACAAGCCAUACAUUGACAGGUUCAUUCCAGGGAUUGUUCGGCUGGUUCAAAAGUUGGGUCGUGAUGCUUCAAGCAGUACAACUCCGGGUGCCCAAAAGCAGCCAGGCGUUGGGGUUGGUGCACAGGUAUCCAACCAGCAAGGUGGUUCGCUUCCAGGUGCAAGGCCAGACGAUCCAACAGCAGUAAACGUUCUUGGUGGAGCACCCUUCACGGCGUCGAAGUCUGUGGGAGACUACGCAAGUCCAGCAUCAAAUUUAAAGAUUGCGAUAAAGCUCAUCAGCAGCCGAGUGCUUGCAGCAGUUCCCGAUGGGAAGAAGUUUGUCCAGACUCUGCAGCUCCUGCUAGGCGACAAGGGGACAGAACCAAGUGUGAUGAUGACUAUCCUCGACGUCAUACAGGAGUGGGUCGAAGGGCAGUGGAGCUCUGGCUUAUUUGGACCAAAAGAUGUCGUUGCCUUUUUGGGAAAGCUUGCUGCAGUGGACAGAGGCGGAAUGAGCGAGAGCGUCGUGGAAGAGUGGGAGGGGAGAUUUCUCGGGCUUCUUCACAGGUUAUGCACAGAUGCAGAGAAGUAUCCGUUGCAGGUUCGGCAAGAAGUGUUUCAGAAAGUUGAGUGUGUCUACAUGCAAGGAUUACGGGCAAAAUCACCGCAGACUAGGCAGCGCUUCUUCGCACUCUAUCAUGAAUCAAUUAACAAAUCGCUCUUCUCGCGUUUGGAGCACAUCAUCAAGCUGCAGGAUUGGGAUGCUCUGGCAGAUACGUUCUGGCUGAAGCAAGGAUUGGAUCUUCUCCUUGCAACAUUGGUGGAGCACGAUGCGAUAACUUUACCACACAACUCAGCCCAGGUGCCCCCACUGAUGGCAGUAGGAAUGGGGCUAGCCGAGCGGCAAUUGGCAUCGCAGGCGCUUGUGCAGGUUGAGGAACAGCCAACUGAUGACCAGGAGUCUCCGCCUACUACUUUUGCAAGCUCAGUCAAUCGACAUGCAGCAUUCCUCAAUCAGGUCUCUAAAUUGCAGGUUGCGGAUCUUAUUCAUCCUCUUCGAGAGCUAGCUCACACAGAUGCAAAUGUUGCGUAUCAUCUUUGGGUUCUUGUCUUCCCCAUUGUGUGGGCGACACUACCCAAGGAAGAUCAGAUGCUUCUUGCGAAGCCAAUGAUUGCACUUCUGCGCAAGGAUUACCAUGUAAAGCAGCUGGACAAGCGUCCGAAUGUUGUCCAGGCCCUCCUGGAGGGGAUAUCUUUGAGUCAGCCACAACCUAAAAUCCCCAGUGAGCUCAUCAAGUUCCUUGGGAAGACUUUUAAUGCAUGGCAUAUUGCUAUCCCCCUCUUAGAGUGCCACGUGAUGCUGUUCCCUCAGUGCUAUGAUGCCCUUGCCGAGCUGUACAAGUUGCUGAACGAGGAGGAUGUACUAUACGGACUCUGGAAACACAGAGCUGCUGCACCACAGACGAAGGCCGGCUUGUCGUUGGUGCAGCAUGGCAUGUGGACAAGGGCCCAGGAGGUUUUCUACAGCGCAAUGAUUAGAGCAAUUGAUGGCAUGUACAAAACAACUGUCAACAAGGCAGAGAUGUGCUUAUGGGAAGAGCAAUGGAUUUCGUGUGCCCGCCGGCUAAACCAGUGGGAGCUGCUUGCUGAUUUUGCAAGAAGUGUUGAGAACUACGAUAUUCUGCUCGACUGCAUUUGGAAGCUGUUCGACUGGAAUACUUUGAAGGAGGAUGUGCUCCCUAAGGCUCAAGUGGAAGAAAACACAAGGCUGCGUAUGGUGCAGACAUAUGUGUUGCUGUCCGAGCGAACUGCUCAGGGUUUGGAAGAAGCGAAGAUCAGAGUAGCACAAGGAAUUGAUCAUGCCCUGGAGAAAUGGUGGCAAUUGCCCGAGCUGGGGGUGCAGUCACACGUACCCUUGCUUCAGCAGUUUCAACAGCUGGUUGAGCUACAGGAGGCAGCAAGGGUGAUACUGGAGAUUGUGAAUGGGAGUGCUCAGCAGCAGCAGUUGCAAUUGCAGCAGCAGCAACAACAACAGCAGCAACAGCAGCAACAACAGUUAGGUCUAACUGGGGUGGUCCCAGGACAGCCAGCUGGAUUGGCAGCAGCAGCCCCCACAUACACAGAGUUGAAGGACAUCCUGGAGACGUGGCACCUGCGUGUGCCCAAUGACUGGGAUGAGCUGACUGUUUGGAAUGAUCUGCUUCAGUGGCGUAAUCACAUGUACAAUAUUGUGAUCCCGGCGUUUAAGAUCUAUUCAGAAUCCAACCCCAGCCUGUAUCAGCUGGGGUUCAGAGAGAAGGCAUGGAGCGUCAACAAGAUGGCGCAUAUUGCAAGGAAGCAGGGUCUUGGUGAAGUCUGUGUCAACAUACUGAACAAGUCCUAUGGAUAUGCAACUAUGGAGGUGCAGGAGGCAUUUGUGAAAAUACGAGAGCAAGCAAAAGCAUAUCUGGGGAUGAAAGACGAGCUGCAGACAGGUCGUAGCCUGAUCGAUGCAACAAAUUUGGACUACUUCUGUCCAGAGCACAAGGCGGAACUGUUUCGGCUCAAAGGAGAGUUUCUUAGGAGGUUAGGAGAAGGGGAGGCAGAUCCUGCUUUCUCGCAGGCCAUCUCGUUGUGUCGCAAUCUACCACAGGGUUGGAUCAGCUGGGGAAACUAUUGUGAUCAGGUUUACAGAGAGAGGGACAAAGAGAAGGACGAUCAGCUGUGGCUAGAGUACACUGUCAGCUGUUUCCUACAGGGUGUGAUGUUCGGAAAUGCGAAUGGGCGGAGCUAUCGCUCCCACCUAGCAAGGGUGCUUUGUCUGCUGAGCUUUGAGAACCAGAAGGAGACUGUAGGACGUGUUUUCGACAAAUACAGCGACAGCAUUGCUCCAUGGGUUUGGCUAUCAUGGAUACCUCAGCUGCUCGUCUCUCUCCAACGUCCGGAAGCACAGCAUGUGAAGCCCAUCCUUCAAAAGCUUGCGAACGUGUUCCCUCAGGCACUAUAUUAUCCUCUUAGGACGUACCUUCUGGAGCGGAAGGAGGUUGUGCAAAGGACGGAAACGGCUCAGCGGUAUGCUUCACUCCGGCUUCAGGCACAGGCCAUGGCAGAGGCCAGGGAUGCAGCAGCUGCCUCAGGGGUGGCAGGAGGCAGCGGCAUUGUACAUGGGAACAUGCAGAUGGAUGGCCCAGGAACGCCGUCACAGUCUGUUUCGGGGGUUACUACCCCUACAAGCACAAUGGAGGGAAGCACGGCAAUGCCAUCACGGGAGGCAGUGCUGAGAGGGUCGAUUGGAAUGGGUGGCCAGCAGCUGCAGAAUACAGUGGGUUCACCGCCAGCAGUUUCUGGCCAUGAAACUGGGGGACCUAAACCAAGCACGCCUGGUAUGUCCAGCGGAGGUGGCGACGGCACAGCAGGGACAGCUCAAGAGUGUGCCAACCAAACUUCAGAAGGGUCAGGCCCACAGAUGAGUCAGGAUGCCCAAGGAGGGGUCCAAGCAUCUGCUGCAGUUCAGCGACGCCUAGAACCAGCGCCAUGGGUCGCGUCUGUAGCAAGCGCGUUUGAAGCUGCUAAAGAGGUCAGAGACACUUUGAAGGCAAAACAUGGGAACUUAGUGUUCGAGUUGGAGCUGUUAUUGGGUGAUGUUGGCGUGAAGUUUAUGCCCUUGCCCGAGGAGCGUUUGCUGGCUGUCGUCCAUGCUCUGUUGCAUCGGUGCUACAAGUUUCCAGUCCCGACGACAUGUGAGGUGCCUCCAGAUCUGAAGAGAGAGUUAUCUGGCAUAUGCAAGGCAUGCUUCUCUGCUCCGGACACGAUGAGCAAGCACCACGAGUUUGUGAAGGAGUACAAGCAGGACUUCGAGCGGGAUUUGGACCCUGAGAGUGUUGGCACAUUCCCUUCUUCUCUGGCUGAACUCACAGAACGGCUGAAACAUUGGCGUGUAGUUCUUCAGAACAUUGUUCAGGAUAAGAUCCCUGCAUGCUUGAAGUUGGAGGAAGAAAGUCCAGCUCUUGGGGACCUCCAUGUCAUCGACCUUGAGGUUCCUGGACAGUACUUCAAUGAUCAGGAAGUGGCACCUGAUCACACCAUAAAGCUGAGCAGAAUUGGUGCAGAUGUGCAGAUUGUGCGGCGGCAUGGGACGAGCAACAGGCGGAUUACCAUGGUUGGACACGAUGGAUCUCAGAAGCAUUUCUUGGUCCAGACAUCUCUGACUCCAAAUGCAAGGAGUGAUGAGCGGAUGGUUCAGUUAUUCCGCGUCUUGAACAGACUACUAGAUAAACAUAAGGAAACGAGGCGCCGGCAUCUGUCAUUUCACACACCGCUCAUCGUCCCUGUCUGGAUGCAGGUUCGUCUGGUUGAAGAUGAGCCUAUGUACAGCACUCUUGGCGAAGCAUAUGAGAUCAACUGUGCCCGACAUGGCAGAGAAGCAGAUUUGCCAAUUACUCAUUUCAAGCAAGCACUGAACAGGACAAGUAGUAUAGAAUACCAGUUGUCCAUGUUCUUCAGAGAUGAGUUGAUAUCCUGGUCCUGCAGAAGGCAGCCAGGCAUAUCAACUAUGCCUGUCAAUGUGAACAUGCCAACCACUGAGCUGAAAGAGAAGGUGAAAGCGAAUGUGGAGAGUGUCCUCCAGAGAGUUAAGAAGAUUGCUCCCCAGGAUGAUGGCGAAGAGGCGGAAGGUUCGACGGAGCCGCCAAAAUCUGUCCAGCGAGGAGUGAUCGAGCUAGUGGAGAGAGCUCUCAGUGCUCAAAAUCUGUGUAUGAUGGAUCCGACGUGGCAUCCAUGGUUUUGACUCCACAUGUGUGAGGUUAGUUGGCUCAGGCUUGUUCUGUUUGGCGACUGUAGUGUUUUGUGGCAGUCUAGGCCUGAGAGCAUUCUUGGAGUCUUCCUCUACGCGGCUGCGAAACUUCUCUCAGCCUGAGUUCAGGCUGCUUGCCAUCUUGUACUUGACAGCAAUGCAUGUGUGCUCUGGCGAAACUUCUCUCAACGUGAGUUCAGGCUGCUUGCCAUCUUGUACUUGACAGCAAUGUAUGCGUGCUCUGGGGCCUGUAUAGAUGGGUGGGUGGUCUGACUAUCAGGGGUCUCUAUAGACUUGUAGGGUGCGACGCAGAUGUCGGGAUAGAACGGAAUGUCUGCGGCUGCACUUACAGCAGUAGUAGGGAAAGGACUGCGUCCUCUUCGAUGUAUUUGUGUGCGAAACAUCGGUCCUUGGCCAUAUACAUUUCUAGAAAUUUGGAGUUUGAAAGCUUGCAUGGAUCAGCGCAGUCCAGCAAGGUACGUUCAGCUUGCCUGGUAGCAUGCAGCACGCAUCAGCUUACAGCAGCUGAGUCCUGCGAAUAAUUCAGAAAGUGGGAUGAUGGUUUAGGCCCUAGGGUUUGCUUGCAUCAGAAAUGGUUGAGGCGAGCUUAAGCGAAGAUGUUUCUAUUGCAGCUCUGCCAACUUUGCAAUCAAAAGGACAUUGAAAUUCGAAGAAGAUUUGGCCGACUGUACCUGUAUGAUAAGGAUCUUCCUCUUUUUCUGGUGAGGAACUCUUUCAGGCGCACUUUAUAAUUUGUUCGAACUUUCUAAGUUAGGUAACUUAGGUCUAUUCGAAGUAGUUCGGCACCCUUUUGGUGCACCUGUUAACACACACAAAUUUUUAGAUUUUUUGCUUCAUUUGAAGCAGUGCGUCCCCUAUUUGGGGGCGCACCCUUACCCUUAUCCUGAGUUUGAGAUUGGUGUUAGUUGCCUCCAUCCUGUGAGCCAGCUGGUGCGCAGCAUCUGUGGGGCAGGCAUCAUGUCGAUUCAGCUACCUAUCAGGGCAGAGAGAUAGAAGGGGGGGGGGGGAGAGGGCGCAGUAGCGGGAAUAUGGCAAGGAUUUGGAGGUGGGUGUGGACUGUGGAGUGUGGUUAGUACUUGCGAAGAAGGUAAAGAGAAUGGAGAAGGUGAUAAGGCAGGAGAAAGCAACGUGGGGACAGAUGCAGAAGAUUUGUUCUUUUGCGGUUACAGGUGGGUGCUCUGAAUUUUUUCCAUUGGGUGUCAAGGCAGCGAGGGUGGGGUUGAAGAGGGUUGAGCAGGGAGGGGAAGUAAGGGAGCAGGCAGGCGGGCCCUCCCACACUAAGGUUUGUUAGAUUGCAUCGAUGCUGCCCUCUGUGAGAGAGAGAGAGAGAGAGAGGUGGUCAACAGAAAGAGAGCAGGUUUGUCAAGAGAGAGGGAGGGGUUUUGCUUAGCUGAGGUUGCUUGUGGCUCCUCCACCGUCUUUCCCCCGUUCUGAUUUCAAGCUUUGCAUGUAUGAUUUCUGGGACUGUAUAUUAUUCACAGAGCAUUGAAGUAUAACGGGUAUGCACUGGUGUACAUUUCUCGUCACCCCGAACUGAACUGAUUGCUAGCCCUGCCCUUGUUUGCUGUUCCGUGACUCCUCUUCGUCAGAAAGGACUUCAACUAUCAUCCGGGUAGUGGUGCUUCCCAAAUCCACGUACCUAUAUGCACACACACAGAGUCCAUGGAGGAGGUAGGUAGAUAGAAUAGGAGAAUACGAGUUUACAGACAGAUGGAGGAGGAGGAGUUUACGGGGAGAGGGACAAGAAGGAGAGGGCCCAGGCGAUGGGUGUCACCAAGAAGUAGCCCCCCCCUCCGUCGGAUUUAAUGCUCCUUUUUUGUUUUUCCUAAUUUGAGCAUGAUCGCAAGAAGAUGAGUCAUUCAUAUAUUUUUUUGAAUUUCUUUGCACUUCAUUAAGGUUUUUUGUUGACUUCUUUCCCCAUUUCCUGCUGACACUUUUGCAGACCUUCUGUCCGUCCUUUUCUUUCUGGGCUCUGCCCCCCCCCCCCCCCCCCCCUCACCUUAACGAACACUCUGUGUCCAAUUUCUUCUCUUCUUGAGAAAAUGAGAUGCAAUUGGUGGCUCAGGUCAACCAACACUCCCACUGCGAAUGGGGUCGUGAAUUGUGGUGGAUCGCGUGUGCCACUUGCUGCGGCAUGGUCUUGUUCAGUUGAAGACGAUGAAUCAGGAGGACCGGUAUAAUGUUUCUUCUUUUUUCUUCUGUUAAUGUUUUUUUUUUUCUGUUACCAGUAUAUAUAUUAUAUUAAUAAUAAUUGUAAAAAAACUUCCAUGCCCCAUGAUGUAUCAACGGUA
Molecule: messenger RNA, 14999 nt
Organism: Chara braunii
Lineage: Eukaryota; Viridiplantae; Streptophyta; Charophyceae; Charales; Characeae
Source: the annotation of a GenBank genome assembly